Molecule: messenger RNA, 1047 nt
Organism: Prunus dulcis (almond)
Lineage: Eukaryota; Viridiplantae; Streptophyta; Magnoliopsida; Rosales; Rosaceae
Product: zinc finger protein CO3
Exons: 3
Coding region: 82-810 (242 amino acids)
Biological process (GO): regulation of flower development
Cellular component (GO): nucleus
Molecular function (GO): protein binding
Source: RefSeq, a predicted model, not a curated record
UUCAUAAAUUCAUCUUCACUCCUGCACUCCACUCAUCAAAAAUCUCCCAAACCCUUCCUAAAACCCUAAACCCACGCGCCAAUGUACGGACACAACAGCACCGCAUUUCCACGCGCCGCCGACUUCCAGUUCCAGGGCUCGCCACCGGCUCAUCCGUUGCUUUAUCAUGAGCAGCUGCUCGUCUCGGCUGAGUUCAGCAACAGCUGCAGCAGCAGCUCCAGCAGCUACUGCGCCUCCCCGAUCAGCAGCGGGACUGGUGGUGGCGCUACGCUGAUUCAGCGCAGCGUCAGCAGCCAUUCGCUCCAGAAGACUUCUUGCGGGACUCACAGGCUAGUCUCCGACUUGCUUGAGUCGGAGACCGGCCCCGUCCGCAGGGUUUACAGCACCGGAGACUUGGAUUUGCAGCUGAUAAAUAAUAUGAACAAUGGAAUGCCACAGCAAUUGCAAUAUUGCGGUUACAAUAGAUCAUCAUCAGAAACUAGUCCCUUGUCGAGUGAGAGCAGUAUGAUCAUAGAAGGGAUGAGCAAAGCCUGUCCAUAUAAUCCUGAGGAGAAGAAAGAGAGAAUUGAGAGGUAUAGAAACAAGCGCAACCUCAGGAACUUCAACAAGACCAUUAAGUAUGCUUGCCGGAAGACGUUGGCGGACAGCCGGCCACGCAUCAGAGGACGAUUUGCAAGGAAUGAUGAAAUUGAGAAGAACUCUCCUGUUCAGUGGAGUCACAUAAGUGGGGAGGAAGACGAGGAGGACUGCGAUAGUUGGAUCAACCUUCUGGAUGCAUUCUCUUCUAUUGAAUCUAAUUCCAUGAUCUAGUAACAUAUAAGACCACUCUAUGUGUCAUGUUUUAGCAAGUAGCUAGGAAAAUUUUAGGCUGCUUGGUUUGAACUUUAAUUAUUAUUGUUAUUACUAUUAUUAUGCAGAAUGCCGCACUUUAAGCGCUAUUUAGCUUGAAGUAGGUGAUGUAAAUAUAGGUGAUUUGAAAUGACAAUGUGCAAUUUUUAAUUAAGACUUUAAUUAAUCAAGGGUUCAGUUUUAAAUUUGCCUAAUUUG